This is a messenger RNA of Cavia porcellus (domestic guinea pig), 6136 nucleotides long. It is a transcript of the gene Cep43, whose product is annotated as centrosomal protein 43. Bases 92 to 1297 code for a protein of 401 amino acids. The transcript is spliced from 13 exons. Gene Ontology annotation, molecular function: protein binding. The record is from RefSeq and is a predicted model, not a curated record. NCBI's taxonomy places the organism in Eukaryota, Metazoa, Chordata, Mammalia, Rodentia, Caviidae. Gene Ontology annotation, cellular component: centrosome. Gene Ontology annotation, biological process: microtubule anchoring.
ACGUACGCUCCCCGCCCCCCCGACGCGGCGUGAGCGCGGCCGCGGCUGUUGGCUGUUAACGAGGCUUGGGCGGUUGUCUUGGAGAAUCAAGAUGGCUGCGACGGCGGCCGCGGUGGCUGCCGAGGAAGACACGGAACUCCGGGACCUGCUGGUGCAGACGCUGGAGAACAGCGGCGCCCUGAACCGCAUCAAGGCUGAACUCCGAGCAGCUGUGUUUUUAGCACUAGAGGAGCAAGAAAAAGUGGAGAACAAAACUCCUUUAGUCAAUGAGAGCUUGAAAAAAUUUUUAACUACAAAGGAUGGUCGUUUAGUGGCAAGUCUUGUUGCAGAAUUUCUUCAGUUUUUUAACCUUGACUUUACCUUGGCUGUUUUUCAACCUGAAGCCAGCACAGUAAGAUUUCAGGGUCUUGAAGGGCGAGAGAAUCUAGCCCGAGACUUAGGUAUCAUUGAAGCAGAAGGCACUGUGGGUGGACCCUUGCUCUUAGAAGUGAUAAGACGCUGUCAACAGAAAGAAAAAGGGCCUGCCACUGGGGAAGGUGCUCUGCAUCUAUCUGAUAUACAUUCUCCUCCACCAAAGUCACCGGAAGGAAAAACAAGUAUACACACACCCCCUAGUAAGAUACCAAGGUAUAAAGGACAAGGUAAGAAGAAGACAAGCGGGCAGAAGUCUGGUGACAAGAAGGCCAACAGGGAGACCAGUCAGAGUGAUACAGCUCUCUCCUCAUCAGAACCAAAGAGCAAAAGCAGUCUGCACUCUCUGACCCAUGAAACAAAAAUUGGAUCUUUUUUAAGCACUACUGCUUUAGAUGUCAAAGACAAAGCUGGCCUUUGUCCAGAAGAUGAUGAUAUGGAAGGAGAUUCUUUCUUUGAUGAUCCCAUUCCUAAACCAGAAAAAACCUAUGGUUGGAGAAGUGAACCUAGGAAGCAAGCAGGAAGUCUGACCUCGAUCUCGGAUGCUCCCCCCUUAAGAAGUGGACUCACCUCCCUGGCAGGAGCCCCCUCAUUAAAAGAGCCUGAGAGUAAAAAAGGAAGCACAGUUUUGAAAGAUCUGAAAUUAGUCAGUGAUAAAAUUGGAUCACUUGGAUUAGGGACUGGAGAAGAAGACUAUGUUGAUGACUUUAAUAGUGCCACUCAUCGCUCAGAAAAAAGUGAGCUAAGUAUUGGUGAAGAGAUUGAAGAAGAUCUUUCUGUGGGAGUAGAUGACAUCAAUACCAGUGACAAACUUGAUGACCUCACGCAAGACUUCACUGUUUCCCAGCUCAGUGACAUUGCGGAUUAUUUGGAAGAUGUGGCAUAGACAUGAAGAGGAAGUAUUCUAAUUAACAAAGGACUCAUCAAUUCCAUUUUGGUGUUUUGGACAAUCAAUCUUUGCUGGAAAGUUUGCGCCCUAUUGGUGCCUUGCACUGCAAAAAGACUGCAGAUUUUUUUUUUUUUAAAUAACUUUCCAUUUUACUAAACAAAAUGUGUCCUGUAUGAGCCCAUGUGUGGAAGAAUUAAUAUUCUUAAUUUGGUUAGGCUCUAUUUCUGUGGAUAUUAAUUUUCUAACUUGAAAACAUCAGUGUUUAAGAUCAUGAAAGGUGGGGCUUGGGAUUUAGCUCAGUGGCAUAAGCGCCUACCUGGCAAGUACAAGGUCAUGAGUCUGAACUCUGGUACCAAAAAAAACAAAUCAUGAAAGGUUUGGCUGGGAAUUUAGCACUAGUAGAGGCCCUCGGUUUGGUCCUAAGCACAAAUAAUUUUAUGAAUGAAAGGUAUAAGUGAAGCUAUAGGUUUGCAAAGCUAUAGGUUUGCGCAUCUCUGCAAGUGUGUGGCUACUGAUACACAGUGAUCUGUGAGAACCAUAGUUUCAGCCAUCUUAUAGCAAAACUUACCUACAUAGUGCUUUUUUUUUUUUUCAAUAUUCAAUGUACUUUACUAUGUGAAUUUUUUUGUGUUACAUGAUUUUUGUUUUUCAUUUGAAUGUCAGGAUUUUUAUGACUCAGAAGGCCUCUUUACUUCCUUUCUGUAACAUUUUUCUUGAUGAGAAGAUAAAAGUAAUGCAGUAAAAGAGCAUAAAAAUGUGCAGAUGCCCUGGAAAUGAGGAGAGAGUCCAAGUCCAGUGUUUCCUUUUAAACUGCAACAUGGCAUGACUUCCCAUAUUCUGAUUCUGCAUGGCUUUCAACAAUCAUUAUAAGACUUCAGGAAACAGUACUUGGCUAGGACACAGAGGAUGGUGCAGAUAAGUGGUAUUCUUUCAGCCCCACAAAAUUGGCUUCUUGAAAGUAUAUAAAAAUUUGCAUUAAAAUAAAGGAAAAGUGACACAUGAUUUCUGGCCUCUGGCCCUCAAUUUAAAGAAAAAAGAAAGCAACCAAAUGCUUGUUCAUUACACUGAUUAAAUUGUUUAGCCAGUUGUAUUUUAGUUUCUUUAAUCAGGACAUGUUUAGUAAAUCUUUCAGAUUUAAGUCCAAGUUCGGUUUUAGUUUGUUGAGCUUAAAAUGAUAGAGAAUCCUGAUAGUCAUUUGCUUUUCUCAUACCAGUCUAUCCAUUGCACGUAUCAUCUAGGCCUACCAAAAUAUGACCAGAAACACAGUGUGUUCGAUAAUUUUGAUGAAUCCCACUUUAGAAGCAGGAGCAUGCUGGAAUUGCGUAUUAUAAAUGUAUUUAUUCUCAUCUCCAAAAGGAUUUCUAUAAUCUGUACACCUGCAAGUGGUGAAGUCUCAUUUAUCCAAAAGUGUAGUAUGGUUUGGAAAAUCAGCUAUAAAGAAUAUUGACAAGUUGUCAUUGAUGCGUCCAUUCAAAAGCGGUGUGAUAUUUGUUGAGUAGGCAUAGGAAUAAACAGGGAAUUAUGUCUGAUACAAAUGUAGUAGUAAAGGCAUUAGUUGCAACACAAUGGGCAACCAUUCUAGAAAGAAUGUCUUGCUAAAUACCUAUGCAAUGAGCUUUAGUAGCCACAAGUCUCCUUUAAUGAGUAGCAAGUUUCCAGGCAUCUACUUGGAUCUUUACAAAUUACUAUUUAAGAUAGUAAAAAGAACCAAAGGAAAAGAGCCACAAAUAGUAUGACAAAUCCAAACUGUUUCUAAGUACUCACAGAAGAACCCAAGUUGUCCAAAACUUUCAAGGUGAUGAUUCUGCUCUCAGUGACUAUAUACUUUCUGCACAUUGGUCUGAGACUUUUGACGUCUACAUCAAUUAAAAACCAAGAGAUAAAUGGCUUUCUAAGUGUUUGUGAAAAUCUCAUUCCCAAUCAUGAUGGUCAGGUGGAUUGUUCUGUUAAACAGCCUCUGGGAUUACGUUCUUUAUACAUUAAACAAAUGUGUAUAUUUUCCAGGAUAGCCGACAACUUUCCCUUUAAAGAAAGCUACAUAGAAGCAGGACAAGUAAGAUUUUACAAUGCGGAAUAGGAACAUUUUCAAAGUAAAACUGUUCUCAUUUCUGAUUAAGUUAAAGUUGCAUUUUUGUAAUCCAUGCAGCAAUCUUUUCAUAAAAGAAAUUCAAGGUCAAGCUGACAGUAAAAUUCAAGCAUGAUCCUGUGAAUGAUAUGGCUAACAGAAGUAAAAAUCCUUUUGACCUCCUUAAAGGUGCUUCAUUUUCCACAAAGGUAGCAAAUGUAGCAAGGACUGACAGGUGGUGCAUGAUUAUAGCUGUUGUACUGGUGAUGAGCCAUCCAUAAUGUUGCUGUGAAUCCUUCUAAGAAAUACUAUGGACUAUGGCUAUAUAGAAGCAUGUAAAGGUUUCAUCCCCUUGGUCACUGCAUUUGUUUUCCUGUGUUUACACAUGGCUUCAAACUCAAGUCUCAGCUGGUGCUAUGGAAACUUUUCAAAGUCUGCCAGAUUGUAUUCUUGUCUCUCAGUCUAGCUUGUCAAUUUUUCCAAAAUUCCAAAAACAACCAGUUUGUUGACCAAUUGUUAGAAAGAUUUCUUAUAAUCCUUUGUUCUUUUUUUGAAUCUAGAUUGAUUUCCCAAAUUCCCAUGAAUAUUUGAAAGGAUACUGUUGACUCAUUAUCAGGUAAACAGGACAGUUUUGAAGCCAAACAAUAUUUAGUCUCCAGUAAUCACACACUUAAUCACAGAAUGGACAUAUGGUCAUCUAACCUCGUGUUAGGAUCACAGAUUUCAGUGUGUGGGUUACUGUCCAUUGAUAAUGAGCCAUGAAUAAAAUGCAGCUGUGCUAACUAUAUCUUCAGUGAAUAGCAUUUCUGUAUAAAAUCCAAGAAAGGUUAAAUAGUAGUUUUUCUUCUAUUAAUCACUAGUCAAAUUCAAAGGUGACUCCUUAUAAAAAUAAGAAAACAGCCCAGUUCAUGUGAGGUGUGUACUUUCCAUUGACAGGAUUGGAAAGCCCAGUAUUUGGCCUUGAUGAAGCAGCAGGUACUCUCUUCUCUGAAGCUUUCCUCUCAGCUUUAGGGCAGGUCUGUGUGGCUCAUGCGGCCUGAGGUGACAGGCUCAUGUACGGGGCACCCAGAUUGUGCAGCACUUCUGAUUACUUUUAGUAGUCUGAGUCCUUGUAUGGUUUCAGUGGUUCCAGGCAGAAGCAGCAUAGUGGAAGGAACUGGUAGAGAAAAGCAUCUCAUAACAUGGUGUCCAGGAUACGGAGGCUUGCCUACUAUGUUUUGAUAUAGGGAAGUUCUGCGUCGUUAGCAAAAUAACCCUGUAAGUUUGUGAUAUAAGUUAAAUUUGCUGUCGAUUUUAUUUUGCAUUUCCUUCCAUUUGGGAGGUUUGUUAGACCAUUAAGGUUAUAUUAAAGUACUCUGUGUGUGCUUAGUUUUGGUUGAUGUAAAGAAAUCCAGAAGUAAUUAUGAUUUUUAAUUCAUAGAAUUGUCAAUACUUAAUGUUUGUGGUCACUUGUAUUUCUCCUGUUGUACAUGUAAGCAGCUUUAGUCAUAGUUCUCUUCAUGUUUAUAAUUUAUUAUUUGUAAAGAUGCCUUGAAAUAUUAAAUACCAAAAUGCAUCUGAAACCAUUAAGCAAUGCUUUUAUUUCAGAUCUGUAAAUGAUUAUAUUUAAAUCCAAAUUGGAAUGAAAUAGUAAUGGCCUACGACCAUACAAAUUCAUUCUAACAAGCUUUAUAUACUGUACUUAACUUCGUGGUAAGCCUUUAAAAAUAAGACAAUAUUAGAACUUUCAGCAGUCUCAUUCAUUGUGCUACUGUGAUGUAGGUCACUGACAUUUGUAAUGCUAAGUAUUUAAAAAUGUUUAGGAAAAACAAUUGAAAGUGAUACCUGUAUAUUCUUAUAAAUGUAAGUAAAAUUAUGUUUAUGUUAAAGUUUUGUACUUUUUAAUUUCAAUUAUGACUUUUUUUGGUAACGUUACCAUUAUUAAUAAAAGAGCAAAUUAGAUAUAAUUCUUGAGUCUCAAGCAGACUUUGGUUGCCAAAUGCCAGUUUUCCAUUUCAUAGAUAACCUAAGAAUUACAAAAAUAUUUUUGGGCCCUAAAAUGUAGAGGAAAUGAAAACUGAGUAAGAAUUAAGGCUAUCUGACAUUAGAAUCUGGCUUAGUGAAACUGAGCUAUAAGCCUCAAGAGGAAGUAGGACAGAAAAUGGGCCAAGCAGCGUGGAAGCCCCCAAGUACUUCUGCCCUCACUCUGUGGCCCAGAUCUAUCGCCAUUGGCUUUUCAGGUCCCAGGAAAGAGCACUGUGUGAAGUGGGAUCUGUGCUUGCUCCAAACUGCAUUGCCGCUUUUUACAGCCCUCUAAUUCUGUCCCUUUGGAGUCUGGAUCAGUUGUUGUUUUCAGCAUUUGCUAGAAGCUGAAUUUCAGUGAAGUUGUUUGAAUACUGCAGGAUGUGGCUUUUAAAUUUGUGGAAAAUUUUGAAAUAGUUGCAUCUGAAAUUUGUCAUUUUCUAUUAACCAGAGACUGAUCUUUCUGAAUCAGUAGGGAGAAAAAAUACUGAAUUUACAACUUUGUCUUCAGCGUUACGUAUAUCUUACUGAAUAAGAAUAAUUUAAAAUUGAACUAUGAAAAAGUUUGUUUCCAUGUGUAGUCCUUACUUAGAUACUAACUUUACUUUUAAACCUUAAAAUGCAGUGACAGAUUUUGUGUAUGAUAACUUUUCUUUUUGUUAAAAAAGCAUGAUGGUAACUUGUAGUCUGUAUUUUAUAUUGGAGUUUAAAAAGCUAAGCCUUUCAUUUUAUCGGUGAGAACUACACCUGAAUAAAAAGCAUAUAUCCUU